Vicugna pacos (alpaca) is the source of this 1789-nucleotide messenger RNA. The record is from RefSeq and is a predicted model, not a curated record. Lineage: Eukaryota; Metazoa; Chordata; Mammalia; Artiodactyla; Camelidae.
GAAUGCUGUAGACCGGAGUUCCUUCUGUAGACAGUAAGCGUGAGAAACAGCGUCACGGCACAUGUUCUGACGGUGUCACCGGCGCGAGUGGCUUCUUCUGACUUGAGCCUGCAGUGUGCUUUAAGAGAUCCUCCGUCAGAUCAUCUCAGCUUUGGUCCCUUGGAACCACCCACCGGAGAUACUCAUAAAUCGCAGGGCCACACAGCUGCUGGUGAGAUCUGCUGGGAUAGCUGCGGAGGCUCUCGGGUCCCAGGCGCUGCGCCACCGCAUAGCCUGAAUUCUUGCUGCCAAGAUGGGGAAACAGAACAGCAAGCUGCGCCCAGAGGUCAUGCAGGACUUGCUGGAAAGCACAGACUUCACGGAGCACGAGAUCCAGGAAUGGUACAAAGGCUUCUUGAGAGACUGCCCCAGUGGACAUUUGUCAAUGGAGGAGUUUAAGAAAAUUUACGGGAACUUUUUCCCUUACGGGGAUGCUUCCAAAUUUGCAGAGCACGUUUUCCGCACCUUUGAUGCUAACGGAGAUGGGACAAUAGACUUUAGAGAAUUUAUCAUAGCCCUGAGUGUGACAUCGAGGGGGAAGCUGGAGCAGAAGCUGAAAUGGGCCUUCAGCAUGUAUGACCUGGACGGGAAUGGCUACAUCAGCAAGGCAGAGAUGCUGGAGAUCGUGCAGGCAAUCUAUAAGAUGGUUUCCUCCGUAAUGAAAAUGCCUGAAGAUGAGUCAACCCCAGAGAAGAGGACAGAAAAGAUCUUCCGCCAGAUGGACACCAACAGAGACGGAAAACUCUCCCUGGAAGAAUUCAUCCGAGGGGCCAAGAGCGACCCGUCCAUAGUGCGCCUCCUGCAGUGCGACCCCAGCAGCGCCGGCCAGUUCUGAGCCCGGCGUCCCACGAACGGUAGAGCUGCUUGUGUUCCCUUCGGAAUUUUUUUUCCAACUUUUUUUUUUUGCCAAACAAUAUUGACGGUGAUGCUGUUCCCCGUGUGGUCGGAUGCACCUUUCUCCAUGCCGCCUUCAGCUUCUUUUGUCAUGGACGCUUCGUGGGAGUGUCUGCAGCCCCCGCUCGCUUGUGGAGAGCAUGGACAGUGCUGUCACGCACAGACUUUGUGGUGUUCGUUGUUCUGAAGAUGUUUCAUUGUUAUUAUUUUCCCUUUGAUUCGAGAGUCUGUGUUCUAAAAGUGAAGACUCGGGGGAGGCAAGCCAAGGGAAAACCAAUCCAGUCCAGUGAUUCUAGUGCAAGCUUGAGGGGCUUGUUUGAAAAACAAAACUCCCCACCUGGGUCUGGAGUCACGCAUGCCCUAGGGAAGAUGCUGGAUUCCCCAGGGAUGAAGAAUCCUCUGGGGCCAGGCUCUUAAAGGGACCUGGGGGAUCCCCCUAGAGGCCCACCCCACUCUCUCCCCAGCAGGCUGUAGUUUCUAAGCUGUGAACAUUUUAAGGUCAAUUAAUAGAGGAAAAAGACGGCUCAGCCAUUUCUUCCCAGGUUUACACUAGUUGAGCUAAGAUGAGUGUCUUUGGAAAUUAAAAGCAAAUGGUAACUUCUAUUCCCAAACCAGAUCCAUCUUGUUGCCUACUAUUGUGGUUUAAAAAAAAAAGAUUGUUGUAUAUAAAAUAUUGGGUAUUGCUGACCAAAUUAAGUGUUUUGCCUUGUUUAAAUGAAAUGCAUGUUUAGUGAGCACUAAUACAAUCUUAUUACAGAAGACUGCAGUAGCUUAUUGUGAAGUAAGCCAAUUAUAAAGAAUGUCUAUGUCUUGUUUUCAGGUCAUAUCCGUCUUUGCACAAAUGCACCAAUCAACA